UAUACAUCGAGGGAUUGUUUUUUGUAAAUAAUCGCUCGGUUAGUUGUAUACAAGUUUAGCGCGAAAGUACUUUUCGACCAUUAUGUUGAGUUUUAACGGUGACGUAGUGAUUCAAAUGUUUUUUUCACUUUCAAGACUCAAUAAAAAAGUACUUUAUGGGUCGAACGCAAAGGGACGUCUCAUUAUAACGGGACGCGUUGCCGCCAGCUGAAUGUGAGCUAAGCAGCUAGCCGGCCGGCUACUCGGUCCAAGUUGUUAUGACUUCAAAAUACUCCUGGAUUGAUUUCGUCUUUUCCGUCAUUGGAGUUUGUACUUUCCUGCUGGACUGGGGGUCAGAUUUGUGGGUCGCCGUCGAGUUUUACUGCCACGGGGACUUUUUGUGGUUCGGGGCUCUGGUGGCGCUCAUGAUUCUGUCGUCCGCCGUGCUCCAAAUGUUCAGCUGGUUCUGGUUGAGGUAUGACCGACAACUUCCCGGGUUCCGAAGGGAGCUGGGAUCCGAAACGGUGCUGUUCGAGGAUAAAGUCAAGAUUAGUUGCUUGCUGCAUGUGUUGCAGCUGGGUUUCCUGUGCAGGCACAUCUCGGCCAUCCGGCAAGGCUUCCGCGUGUGGUGGCGGAAAGAAGAAGGCUCCGAGUACGCCGUCUACCUGACCCACGACCUGAGCAUGCUGCGGCUCAUCGAGACCUUCUGCGAGAGCGCUCCUCAGCUCACGCUCAUGAUCUACGUGGUGUUGCGCACCAAUAAAGCCAGGACCGUCCAAUUCGUCAGUAUUGCGGCCUCAACUACAUCCAUAGCCUGGAUGGUGGUGGACUACCACCGCUCGCUCCGCUCGUUCCUGCCAGACAAAGCCAAGCAGGGCUGGGGCUCCUCGUUGGUCUACUUCCUAUGGAACCUUCUCCUCAUCUCCCCCCGAGUGGCCGCACUCGCCCUCUUCGCCUCGGUCCUGCCCGGCUACGUCGCCGCCCACUUUGUACUCGUCUGGUCCUGCUUCGUCACGUGGGCUUGGCGACAAAGAACCGACUUCAUGGACAGCGUGGGCGGCGAGUGGCUCUACAGGGCCACCGUCGGCCUCAUCUGGUACUUCAGCUGGUUUAACGUCGCCGAAGGACGGACUCGGAGCAGGAGCGUCAUCUACCACACUUUCAUCACCGUCGACGGCGGGAUUCUUUUAACCACUUGGUGGUGCUACCGCGACCCGGUUAGCUCGCAGACGUACGCGUUAGCGUUGCUCAUCACGCUAACGCUCACGUACUUGCUAGGUUUGCUGUUUAAGUGUAUCUACUAUUGUUGUUUUCAUCCUAAACUGUGGAGGCCGCCGAUUAGGGAGCCGAGAACGCCCGUCGACGCGCCCGAUUCGGAAGUUGACUUUCGGGAAUUUUCCAUUCAGGACAGAACGCUGUCCUGUCUACUGUUUAAUAAAAGGAUGGAGCACAACGCAGCGCUCUUUUACGCAAGUGAUUAGAGACGUCGGAGUUGUUCGCUGACUUUGACAGGGAUAGACGUCCAACCAGCCAAAUAUUUAUAGGUUUUCAUAUUUUAAUGAGGAUAGUAUGCAAACAAUGUCAGAAGAGGGAAAAUAAGUAUGUGAACUAUCAUAUUUAAUAUUUUUUGGCCCCGUUUUGCAGCAAUAACUUCAACCAGACGCUUCCUGUAGCUGCAGAUUAGUUUGGCGCAUCGAUCAGGACUAAUUUUGGACCAUUCUUCUCCACAAAACUGCUGUAUUUCAGUUAGAUUCCUGGGAUGUCUGGUGUGAAUCACUGUCUACAGUUCAUGCCAGGGCAGCUCAGUGGGGUUCAAGUCUGGACCUUGACUUGGCCACUUUUGUUCUUCUGAAACCAUUCUGAAGUUGAUUUACUUCUGUGUUUUGGAUCAUUGUCUUUUUGCAGUAUCCAUCCUCUUUUUAGCUUCAACUGUCUGAUAGACGGCCUGAGAUUUUCCAGCAAAACAUCCUGAUAAACUUUGGAAUUCCAUUCUUCCAUUAAUGAUUGCAAAUUGUCCAGGCCCUGAGGAAGCAAAACAGCCCCAAAUUAUGAUGCUCACACGGUGGGGAUGAGGUGUUGAUGUUGGUGAGCUGUUCCAUUUUUCCUCCACACAUGACAUUGUGCAUUACUUCCAAAUAAUUCAACUUUGGUUUCAUCAGUCCACAAAUUUUUUUGCCAACAUGUCUGUGGCAAUGUCCAAGUGCCUUUUUGCAAACAUUAAACGUACAACUUUUUUUUUUUGUAGACAGCAGUGGCUUCUUCCGUGGAGUCCUCCCAUGAACACCAUUCUUGGCCA
This is a messenger RNA of Corythoichthys intestinalis (scribbled pipefish), 2275 nucleotides long. It is a transcript of the gene xkr8.3, whose product is annotated as XK related 8, tandem duplicate 3. The transcript is spliced from 3 exons. Gene Ontology annotation, cellular component: plasma membrane. The record is from RefSeq and is a predicted model, not a curated record. Bases 258 to 1460 code for a protein of 400 amino acids. NCBI's taxonomy places the organism in Eukaryota, Metazoa, Chordata, Actinopteri, Syngnathiformes, Syngnathidae. Gene Ontology annotation, biological process: engulfment of apoptotic cell; phosphatidylserine exposure on apoptotic cell surface; apoptotic process involved in development.